Messenger RNA from Stegodyphus dumicola, 849 nucleotides. RefSeq lists its product as uncharacterized. Gene Ontology annotation, cellular component: cytoplasm. Lineage: Eukaryota; Metazoa; Arthropoda; Arachnida; Araneae; Eresidae. The record is from RefSeq and is a predicted model, not a curated record.
CAUAGGUUUUCGACCGUUAACUACAUUUUAUAGUUUCUUAGAAUUAUCUAAAUAUUUCUAAAAUGCAACACUUCCGCAGCUUUUAAAAUCAUCAAGAAUUAUACCAAAUUUUGAAAAGCAUAAGACAGAUAAUAAAAAUUUUAUGAAAAUGACUGAGUCGUUGGAUGACUUGUUCAACACUAUCCAGUUAACAGAGCAAGAAUCUGAGGCACAACAUCAACAUUUAGCUAAUCUUAAAAAGAAGAUAGCAGAUUCUGAAAAAGAAAUAAAAGAAGUGGAAAAAAUUUGCAGUUCGAUUCGACAGAAUUCAUCAGAAAUGGCGAAAAAGCUAAGCUACCGUGAAGUAUCAUUGAAAUCCUUAACAAUAAGAAAGGAAAUUCUCGGAGAAAGAAUAAAGGAACUCAAAUCAGAGAAUGAAAUUUUGAAAAGAACCGAAGAAGAAUUGAAAGUUCACUUGAAGUCUAUUAGAGAACAGUUUUUUUCUGAUGCUGCUCAGUUUAUGAAGGAAUUUCGAUGUUCUUUACAACAAUCUGAAAUGGAUACUCAUGGUUUAAAUGAUGACAGUGUAAAUGAAGAAAGAAGUUACCCACCAGAGAUACAACCAAAUAAUGACGGGAAAAAUGAUGAGUACAUGUCAGAAUUAGAAGGUAUAGACACUUCAUUAUUUGAUGCAGACUUUUAACCAAAGUGAUAUAUGAAAAAUGUAAGGUUAUGGAUUUUAACAGAAGUUAUAUUGCAUAAUCUACUGAAUCAUUUACUUUGCUCUUUAAAAUAAUUUAAGAAGCUCUUUUAAAUUCAUACCUAAAAAUUAUUAAUAUUACAAUUAAUAUGUUCUUAUUGUUUAUUCAA